CUGCGGGGGCGGGGCUACGCCGCCGAGCCGGAGCGUCGGGGCUGUGGAGGGUGGGGGGCAGACACCGGGCACGGAGCUGCCGCCGCCGCCGCUCCCCUGCGCCAGGCAGAGGCCAGAGGCUGGGCCCUGCUUCCUUCGACAGCCACAGAAGUCUGUGGCAGAUAGUUGAAUCUCAGACCUCCUAAGAGACUGACCACAUCUGUAUUUUCAGAUGCACCCCCAAUUGUGAGCAGCGGAAACCCAUGCAGAUGAGAAGAGGAAGCUCAAGCCCAGUUCCUGACAUGUGAAGAUGAAGUUUAAGCCUGGUUCCAGAAUCUGAGAUGCAGUAGAUGGUGCUGAAGCAACACUGAGGCUUCUGAAAUAUCCACAGUCCAGUGUGUACAUGGAAAGUGCCUCCUGGCUCUGCCAAACACUGAUGGGCCUGUGUCUUCAAGAGAUGCUUUCUGGGACAAGAAAACACUGACUGUGCUUGGUGAGGUUACUUUCAGCUUUUUGGUGAGAUAUAAAUAAUUGAAGAAUGUAGGCCUUCUAUUACUAAGUCUUUGAGUAUAAAUUUACGUAAGUUCUAAAAAUGGGAAGGAUUUUUCUGGAUCACAUUGGUGGCACUCGCCUGUUCUCCUGUGCAAACUGCGACACCAUUCUGACCAAUCGUUCUGAGCUCAUCUCCACUCGUUUUACAGGGGCCACGGGAAGAGCCUUUCUUUUUAACAAGGUGGUAAAUCUGCAAUACAGUGAAGUUCAGGAUCGGGUCAUGCUCACUGGCCGCCACAUGGUUCGAGACGUGAGCUGCAAGAACUGCAACAGCAAACUGGGUUGGAUCUAUGAAUUUGCCACCGAAGACAGCCAGCGCUACAAGGAAGGCCGUGUUAUCCUGGAAAGAGCGUUGGUCCGAGAGAGCGAAGGAUUUGAGGAGCAUGUUCCAUCUGACAAUUCCUGAAGAGACUUGAGUCUCUUCUCAGGUUCUCUUCAAUUGAAACUCAAAAAUAAUAAAUUCAUCAAAAAAAUCUGCUUACAUACACUGUCACCUUAGCAUCAGAGUCGGAUUCAUGGACUACAGAGUGGGAAAGAUUGUGAGAGUAUUUCAGAUGGAACCUUCCUUUCUUUAUUCCUUUUAUAUUUUACUUUCCCUCCAGCAGCUCUUUGUAGAAAGAAUGUUGUGCAGAUGCUGUAAAUUUUUCUCUCUUGCAUUUACAUCUGUUAGAUUUGAUAUUGUAUCUACAGAUACAGCGGGCUAAAAUGAAAAUAUUUGGGGGGGUUGUCUUUUGUUGGAGAGAAAUGCGAUGAGGUUUCUUUUAGUUUGCACAAACUGAUGUCAGCAUAAAGUUAUUUUAAAACUACAGAUUUUUUUAAAAACUAUAUUCCAAUUUUGGAGUUAAGUUUUUAGUUAGUGGUUUUGGUUUAUUUUGGGUUUGUUUGGGUUUUUUUUUACCCAGUUUUUCACCUGAUCUGCUAGCUAAAGUGAAGAGAUCCGAAUUUGUGCUGAGUGCUAAUGGUUCAGUGUUGGUACAGCUUGGGCUGGCCCUUGUGCCAUAUUCUUGUUGAGGUUGAUUGGUAGCACAGAGCCCAUUAUUUCUUGUCGUUCUCGACCCAAAGAUAUCACCAUUCCUUGUUUAUUUGUGAAGUCCCAUUCACCAAGUAAACUGGUGUUGAUUGGAAAAUACUCUUGAAAUAGGGCAAAACUGCUUGGCUUUUUUUUAAACUUUAACUGAUGUAACUUAUAAGCAUAGUAAUAAUAUAAUAGUUGUCUGUUUAGUCUUGCGUUGCUUACGAUUCAAGCUGUGUUUGUAAUGAUAGGAAUCCACUGAGAAACUACUGUUUCAGUAGUGAUUUUUUUUCAUUGCUCUACUAAACUCAAUAAGUAGACAGGGAGUCGCAAAUCUUUAAUUCUUCAAGUAGCUUUCUUUAAACCCAGAACUUCCUAUGUUAAACACAGCUGCUGUGUAAAAGGAAAAGAUUGCCAGCAUGUUUGUUCAUGCCCAGAGUUAUGCAAUCUGCAUCUCUUGAAAAGAUUAACUUAAACAGCUUGUGUUCAAAUGCUGCUUCUGGUGUUGAAACCUUUAUCUUUCAACUUUGUUGAACCUUUUUCAUGGUGAUGUUCCUUUUUUAUCUUUCUGGGCAGCAGUACAUGUCAGCCUAGUAGUAACUAGUGACUUGGAUUCCUGCUUUCUUAUUGUAGAGGUCAGCUCUGUUUGAAAACGUGAACUUGCUUGCCUUUUUAGCAAAAACGCUCUUCAUUAACUUGACUCAAGGGUGCCCAAACACUUUUGUUCUGUCUUAAGUCAUAAGUUAAGAUGUCAAGGGCUGAAAUUUAUUUGAAUGUUAGGUAUGUAUGAUUCCUUAUCAGAGAUACUUUUAUUUUUUUUCUUCUCAUUGGAUAAACUGAGGUCAACAGGAAAAAAGUUACCCACAGGCUUAGAAGAGGGGCAAAAACCCUCCACUCAGCCAAACAGAUCUGGGCUCUGACCUUUCAGAGUAUUUUUCUUCACUAGCCACAGCUCCAUAUCUGAAGUUAAAAUGUGGAGGGUGACUAUGCAGAGUAUUUUUCUUUUACUGUUUUUUGUCACCAAGUGGCAAUUUGGACACCCCUGACUUGUACCUACUGCCUAUUUCAUGUAAAAGUAGCUUUCUUAUAGAAUUGUCACAUAGAAAGAGAACAGAGUAGAUCAUACCAGAGCUGUGCUUGAAUCAAGCUGCUUAAACGAUCGUGUACUUGUGCCUCAAAUGAAUCAGUUUUUGCACUGAGUACAGUAGUACCCCGUUAUCUUGUACUUCUGUCCUUCACAGACCUUUAAAGCCUCAUUAGCAUGGUUCUCUGCAGUACUUUUCUUGUACUUCUGACAUUACAGUACAAUAAAGUAUGUUUUGUCCUGAA
This is a messenger RNA of Pezoporus occidentalis (night parrot), 2872 nucleotides long. RefSeq names its product yippee like 5 (gene YPEL5). The record is from RefSeq and is a predicted model, not a curated record. The transcript has 7 exons. Bases 572 to 937 code for a protein of 121 amino acids. Gene Ontology annotation, cellular component: ubiquitin ligase complex. Lineage: Eukaryota; Metazoa; Chordata; Aves; Psittaciformes; Psittacidae.